Messenger RNA from Phytophthora nicotianae INRA-310, 96 nucleotides. RefSeq lists its product as hypothetical. Lineage: Eukaryota; Oomycota; Peronosporomycetes; Peronosporales; Peronosporaceae. The transcript has a single exon. The record is from RefSeq and is a predicted model, not a curated record. The coding region runs from base 1 to 96 and encodes 31 amino acids.
AUGACGGACUCUGGUACGAAAGCCAAUCGACCAGCCAAGGUUGCUCGCACGAUCAGCAGGGGGCCGCCGCCUUCUAUUACGAUGUCACCGCGCUAG